GCCCAGGUCCUGGCCCGGGCCGCCCCGCGGCCGCCGGCGGGCAGGGAGGAGUUAGGAGGGGAUCGUCGGAAACGGAGGGGGGAGCGGCCGCUGCGGCGGCGUUAAAACCACCGAGCCCCGGGCCCGGCCGCCGGAGUCGCUCGGCGGGAACGCAAGAUGCGGGGGGCGGAGGCGGGCAGCGCGCUGCGGCUGAGCACGGGCUGCAGUUUCUGAGCGCGUGCAGGAGUGCCAGCCGGCUGCGGGCGCGAGCUGCAGGCAGCCACCGGGUUUGUGCUCGGUGUCACCGUCCGGUGGCCGUGGGGGAAGCGGCACCUAGCCUGGCACCAUGAGCUCCGGCACCAGCGCCCCGGUGAAGGUGGUCAGCAGCCUCGCCAACACUGAUGUCAACUAUGUCAUCAAAGAGCACUAUAAUUACACGGGAAAGCUAAAUGAGAAUGCGGACAGUGGAAUAAAAGUGACGUCGGUGGUUUUUAUCGUCAUUUGCUGCUUUAUAAUCUUAGAGAACAUUUUCGUCUUGCUCACCAUCUGGAAAACCAAGAAAUUUCACAGACCAAUGUACUAUUUCAUUGGGAACUUGGCUCUUUCAGACUUGCUGGCUGGUGUGGCUUACACUGCCAACCUCCUGCUCUCUGGACACAAAACCUAUAGCCUCACCCCCUCCCAGUGGUUUGUAAGAGAAGGCAGCAUGUUUGUUGCCUUGUCUGCUUCUGUGUUCAGUUUGUUGGCCAUUGCCAUCGAGAGAUACAUCACCAUGUUGAAGAUGAAGCUCCACAAUGGCAGCAACAGCUUCCGCUCCUUCUUGCUGAUCAGUGCUUGCUGGGUUAUCUCUGUGAUACUCGGGGGACUCCCGAUUAUGGGAUGGAACUGCAUCAGCCUCUUGUCCAACUGCUCCACCGUGCUGCCUCUCUACCACAAGCACUAUAUUCUCUUUUGCACCACAGUUUUCACUGGCCUUUUGCUAUCUAUUGUCGUCCUCUAUUGCAGGAUCUACUCCAUGGUGAGGACUAGGAGCCGUAGGCUGACAUUUCGAAAAAACAUUACCAAAGCUACUAGGAGCUCAGAAAAGUCACUAGCGUUGCUCAAGACAGUGAUCAUAGUUCUGAGUGCCUUCAUUGCCUGCUGGGCUCCCUUGUUCAUCCUGCUUUUACUGGAUGUGGGCUGUAAAGUGAAGACCUGCCCAAUCCUAUAUAAAGCAGAGUAUUUCUUAGUACUGGCCGUGCUCAAUUCAGCCACGAACCCUAUCAUCUAUACGUUAACAAACAAAGAAAUGCGGAGGGCUUUCAUCAAGAUUCUGUGCUGCUGCAAAUGUCCCCCGGCAGAUUCGGGGACCAAAUUCAAGAGGCCAAUCAUCGGAGGGAUGGAGUUCAGCAGGAGUAAGUCUGACAACUCCUCCCACCCACAGAAGGAGGAAGGUGACCAUCCUGAAACCAUCAUGUCUUCAGGCAAUGUUACCUCAUCUUCUUAGGAGUAACCAUGGAGGUGUAUUCCAGAGCCUUCCUCUGAAAUCGGGGAGCUGAGGCGCCUCCUGCUCACUGCAUCAGCGCUGGGCCAAGUGAGCGAGUAGCAUUAGUUCUAAUGAGGCAAACGGUGCACUUGCGAGGCUGGAGUUCAAGAAAUGGGACAGACUGUUCUGGCUUGAAAAUCUUUUUCCCUGGAGCAUGUUUUGUCUUUGCACUGAGGCAGCUCAGGGUUGUCAGGCGCAUUCAUAUCCUGAAAUCUCCUUAGUAACUCUGAAAGACUGAUGCCUCGGUGAAAUGAUGCCUGGUGUGUGUGAGAGAAAGAGAGUGGGGGAGGAGGAGGGAAAGGGAGAAUGAACCUUUUUUUUUUUUUUUUUCCCUGUGAGAAGAAUGUGAAGUUAUUUUUCCUUUACUUGCAGCAAACCACUGACACAAAGGUCUUUCUGUACUGAGUUUAGCAGUGGCUCUGGUAUAGUUGGUCAGAAGUGUUUGUUUAACAUAUAACAAGGGAAGAGAUCACACAAAUAUAAUUUAGAGCACAUACAACCAUAAUUCGGCAUCACUUUCCAGAGUUUUUAGAAAAGUAGUAAGGUUUUAUUUGCAGAGUCCAAAGCUGUUGGGGUUUUAUUUAGUGAGAUCAUAGCUGUGAAUUUUUGUUGUUGGUCCGUGUUACAUUUGAAGACCAAGAGCCAGACAGACUUGGCAGUUAUGUCCACCUAUACGAUUCUGUUGACUGCGUCAGUUUUUGUGGAGUAGCUCAGAGCAGCAUUUGGCUCCCUAUGUUGUUUGCCAUGUUGUUAUUAGCAUUAAACAAACUGCAUUAUCAUGACAAAUGCAUGGUAGAACUAAAGGUCAUUUCUGUUUAAGGUGACUGAGAGUAAAUCUAACAGUGUAAGAUACUAUUGACAACAGCAGCAUUUUUGCCGAAGUAAAAAGAACUAAAAACUGAAGGGGAAGGUCAGUGUCAGUUGCACAGUAUUUCCAAAGGUAAAGAUUGGUCAGAAAAUCUGAAAAGAAUACCUUGAGUUUCAGAAAAAUACAAGGAGAGUUGAAGCAAAAUGGCUAUAGAUAAAUGCACUUCCAUAACAAAAUGCAAUACAUUUUGGCACAUUGUAUUCAUGUUUAUAAUUUCAGCAAAGAUGUCUGUAUUUUAUCAGUUCGUGGAAGAAGUACCUAUCGUUAAAUUGAAUGUAUUUGUUUUACAGCGUCAUUUUUACUCCUCUGUUUUUCUAACCUGUGCUAAUGGGGUUGAAUGUGUACAAUGUAAAUAAGUUAAUAUGAUGCAGGAGUCUUCAUGCACCUAGAGUAUUACUGUAACAAAAGUGGUGUAUCUGGGAUAGCUGAGAGCAAUUGACUGAUUUACAGUUAUUGGCAACUCCUAGAAGUGGUAUUUUGUAAAGAAAAUUUAUUGCCUUUGUAGUAAAAUUUCCAGUGCAAUUAAACUGAUUUUUUUUUCUGGUUUAAAAAAUAGUAUUUAAAAUGUUUCUGACUUUUAUUGUUCAAUUUGCACAUAGCUUUAUUGACUUCUAAACAUUAAUAAACUGAUUUUUUUUUAAGUUUCUGUUAUCACCAUACUGGUACUUUUGUACUGUUGUGG
This is a messenger RNA of Cygnus atratus (black swan), 3054 nucleotides long. RefSeq names its product sphingosine-1-phosphate receptor 1 (gene S1PR1). Gene Ontology annotation, cellular component: membrane. Bases 326 to 1465 code for a protein of 379 amino acids. NCBI's taxonomy places the organism in Eukaryota, Metazoa, Chordata, Aves, Anseriformes, Anatidae. Gene Ontology annotation, biological process: sphingosine-1-phosphate receptor signaling pathway; angiogenesis. Gene Ontology annotation, molecular function: sphingosine-1-phosphate receptor activity. The record is from RefSeq and is a predicted model, not a curated record. The transcript is spliced from 2 exons.